Messenger RNA from Thecamonas trahens ATCC 50062, 1109 nucleotides. RefSeq lists its product as uncharacterized. Bases 267 to 1073 code for a protein of 268 amino acids. Gene Ontology annotation, molecular function: protein binding. Lineage: Eukaryota; Apusomonadida; Apusomonadidae. The transcript has a single exon. The record is from RefSeq and is a predicted model, not a curated record.
GAGUGACGGCUUUGGCAGCGGCUGGUCACGUAGUCUUUGCUGGUGAUGAUGGAGGUCAUCUUGUUGGUUGGUCGCUCAUCUCGCGUCGUCCAUGCCUCACCGCCACGAGCGAUGGUGCUGCUACUGACAACACCAUCAGUCAUCAUCAUUGUGGUUCCGUUCAUAAUGGAGCCAUCUUUGCUUUGGCUCUCGUCCCGCCUGUGGGCCCAAAGUGGCUCUUCUCGCACGGUCGUGAUGGUCACAUCGCUGCCUUUGAUCUUGCUGAGAUGACGCCCCGCGGGAUAGACGGCACCUCCAGUAGUGAUAGCGGCGCUCUGUCGCCGAUGUGGCGGGUUGAUGCACAGACGCUCAACUUUUGCGGUGUGGCAGCGGCCGAGGUGCCUGGGGAGGACGGACGCGUGGUGCUGGUGGCGUCAGGCGACGAUCCUGGCGGCAUUGUGGUGUACGAGGCGGAGAUGGCAUCGGCGAGGUGUGAGCUGGUGCGUGUCAUGAUCCCAGCUGACAACAUGGGCAUGUGCAUGGCGGUGCGGCUGGUGUUUGCAGCCUCUGUGCCGCUCGCUGUCGCGGGCUACGAGUCCGGGGCGCUUGCAGUGUGGGAUGCGGCGGCGGGGAGUUUGCUGGCCACCACCAACGCCGCCCCGUGGUUCGGCGAUCCAGUCAUGGCGCUCGAUGUGGUGAGCGUGGAUAGAAGCUCGGAAGAGUGGACGCUGCGCGGCGUUGCCGGCUCGGCUACGGCAGAAGCUGUUGCCUUUCGCAUUGACAGCAGCAGUGGCGGCGAAGCAGCGUUUGAGCUUGUCAAGAAGCGGGCGGUUGCCGACGCCGGCGAGCAGGGUGUGUCGUCGGUGGCGAUCCGCGCUGCCGACGGCAAGCUCGUGGCGCUUGGCGGGUGGGAAGGCUCGCUUAGCGUGCAUUCGGCCAAGAAGCUCAAGCCACUUGCGGUUCUCGAGUACCACGCGCAGCGCGUGUCUGCCCUCGGCUUUGAUGCGGAUCCUGAUGGUGGCGGAUACCUUGUUUCGGGCUCUCCCGAUGGACGCAUCGCAGUCUGGGAUCUGUAUCCUGUGGCGCAGUCGUAACUCGAGACGUAGCCCGAGAGAUCAAAGUGUCGUCCC